AUGGAAAAAAAGAGCGAUAAUUUUAUAGACACCGAGCGACAGCUAUUAAAACUCACACGGAGCAAAACGAAAGCAAUUCUAGAGAAGGGAAAUCUUGACAAAAUGAUUCGACAUAAAGAAGCGUUGGGGAAAAUUGUGAAAGAAUUAGAAGAGCUUAAAAUACAAGGCGAAAAGGACAAACUACAAGACGGGGAAGCGAUCGAAGAUGUUCAAAAAUGGGGAGUCGAUAUCGAAGGCGAGAUUGAUGAGACGGAUUGCGAAAUAUCACACUUAAAUCAAUAUUUAACAGAAGCCGAGGCGAGGACUGAGAACGAGAAACGUGAAAAGGAGAAAAUAUUGCUAAAACAACAACGGGACGAAGAACUGUAUUUCGAAAAAUGUAAAUUGGAACAAAUGGCUAGCUUGGGUUCGGUUAGUGUCAAGUCAACAAAGCCAGAACAAGCAAAGGUGAGCAGUGUUAAAAUGCCUAAGUUAGUAAUAACAAAGUAUGAUGGUACAUAUGAAAGAUGGCUGUCUUUCUGGAAUAAAUUUGAAGCUGAAAUAGACAAUACAGACCUCCCAGCUGUAACCAAGUUCUCUUACCUAAAGGAACUGUUAGAGCCCCAUGUGUGCGACGAGAUUGAUGGGCUACCCUUUACAAUGGAGGGGUACACCCGUGCUAAAAACAUUUUGAAAACUAAUCAUGGGAAUACAAGUGAAAUUGUUAGGGCAUAUGUAAAAAACAUACAAGAGUUGCCUACAAUAACUGGCAGGAAAGUAAACAAGAUACAUGAAUUUAUCAAGAACCUGAGCUACAAUGUACAAUCAUUAGAAACAUUGAGUAAACUAUCGCAGAGUUUGUCAAUGGUACGGGGUGUUAUAGAGAAAUUACCUGGUAUUAAGGCAGAGUUGGUCACAAAUCAG
Molecule: messenger RNA, 903 nt
Organism: Paramuricea clavata
Lineage: Eukaryota; Metazoa; Cnidaria; Anthozoa; Malacalcyonacea; Plexauridae
Source: the annotation of a GenBank genome assembly